GUGGAGUUUGUUUCCAGCCGUGAAUAUUUACGUGACGGACAGUCAGAUCUACACAACAUGCAUGGGGAAAUGUUAAUAAGUAUUAUUAUUUUUUACAUUUUAAAUGGUAGUGAAAAUGACCUUUAGUUUAUAAAUCAUGGCGUUGUGUUGUAUUUUCGGCAAUAUUUAGGGCAGCUUUCGUACGCUUAGUGUAUUGCUGCUGUUAACAACAUGCAGGUUAAAUAACUAGCAAUGGCAAGGGGAAGGUUUAUUCUUCUUUGUCUUCACGUGCAGUUUCCCUGAGCCGAAUAGUUAUAUAUGGAGGGAGACUUGGUGAGGUGAUUUAAACAAAAUCUGCUGGUUUAAUUCGUGGAUCGUGACCCAUCUAGUCCGAGAUGCCUAACAGCAGCAGUGCGGCAGUGAAGGCGAAGAGGAGCAGGCGCCGCAGCAGAGCUCCGAGAGAAGAUCCGGCUAGAAACGAGCUGCUCUCCAGCUCUCUCCAAAGCGCACAGCAAUGUCUCCUCCAGCAGGAUUACGGAACCGCCUUCGUUCACUUCCUCCUGGCCCUCAACCUCGCUCCGGCUCUGAAAGAUCUGGCAAGGGAUUCCUUCAGGUUCACACUUCAGAAGUGGGCUGACGAGCUGGACGGCGUGGGUCGCAUUCAGGAGCUCUUCGACUGCUACGAGCAAGCGCUGGAGUUGUUCCCUAAAGAUGAGGUGAUCGUCAACAGCAUGGGCGAGCAUCUUUUCAGGAUGGGUUUCAGGGACGAGGCCGCAGCACAUUUCUACAAAGCCCUGAAACUGAAGCCGGAUUUCCCUGAAGCUAAGGAGAACUUCUACAGGGUGGCUAACUGGCUAGUGGAGCGCUGGCAUUUCCUGAUGCUUAACGACAACGGCCGGAAUCGAAAGUACCAGCUGGCUAUACAGAGGGCGGUGCAGGACGGAUGCAGAACAGUUCUGGACAUCGGAACAGGCACGGGCAUCCUCGGGAUGUGCGCGAAGAAAGCAGGUGCGAGUGAAGUGUACGCCUGCGAGCUUUCUAAGACCAUGUACGAGUUGGCGUGCGAGGUGGUCUCAGCCAACGGCAUGGCUAAUAGCAUCAAGAUCCUACACAAGAAAUCGCUGGACAUGGAGAUCCCGAGAGACAUUCCCAACAGGGUGUCUUUGGUUGUCACAGAAACAGUGGACGCUGGCCUGCUCGGGGAGGGAAUCGUCGAGAGUUUGAUACACGCCUGGAAGCAUCUGCUCCUUCCACCACCAACCUCUGAAGGUGUUCCACUGUCCAGUCCGCCCCAAACGGGUCGAGUGAUACCUGCCGGCGCCGCCGUGUACUGCAUGGCCGUGGAGUGCCACGAGAUCCGCAGACACCACAGUCUGUGUGUAAGUACAGUAGGGGGACUGGACCUGGCCGCAGCAGGACACAUCCGAAGUCCUGUGAGGUGUUCGGGACACACAGACGAGUCGUCUGAGCCGUACACCACCGAGAGGCUGAGCCGUCUGCCGGGAGGCUUCACUGCCCUCACAGAGCCCUGUAGAGUGAUGGACAUAGACUUCAACAACCCACAGGAGCUAGAGGGUCUGAGUCUGAGGGAUGCGGCUGAGCUGCACGUGCACGUGAUACAGGACGGAGACGUCGACGCUCUGGCCGUGUGGUUUGAGCUACAUCUGGACCAAGAGAACAGUAUCUCUACUGGCCCGGACGAAGACACGUGCUGGGAGCAGGCCAUCUACCCGGUCUCGUCUCAAUGCAGUGUGAAGCGAGGUGAUGAACUGCUGGUGGAAGCUUCCUGUAGAGAUGCUUAUCUGAGAGUAUCCUGCGCAGGAGUAAUGAAAAGCAACCAAACACUCCACAUGGAUCAGGCUGCUUCUGCUGAAGCUCCUUCUUCAAACCCUGAACUGGAGCUCUGCAGUGCUCUGGCUGGCCUCCAGACGCACCAGGACCUUCCGGCUCCAUCCUUUAGCCUGGAGUGUUCAGAAAUCGCUCUUCUCAACAACUCCAAUUAUCACGAGUGCUUCCGGAAAGCAAUGGCCAAGCUUUUGUCCUCCUUUGAGUCACGUGGUUCAGAGGUCAAACAGGAAUCUGGCUCCUCGCCAGGGCCGUUAUAUGUGCUGGACGUGUCCGAAGGGUUCUCCGUGAUCUCGCUGAUGGCGGCACGAUUAGGGCCGGCGCGAGCCUACAGCUCGGUGGAGAAGCAACAGCACCAGGCUCUCUUGCAGCUCCUGGCUCGGGAAAACGGAGUGCAUGAGGAUGCGCUGGAGUUCUGGCUCGGCCAUGUGGAGGACGACUCGGCCGUGCUGCAGAGGCCCGAUUCGGAAAAGCUGUGGAGCGCCAUCGUGCUGGACUGCGUGGAGAUCUGUGGCCUGCUCAGACAAAACCUCAUGGAGAAGGCCACCUUAGCUAGAUGUCUCCUGGAGGACGGCGGGCGCAUUUUCCCGGAACGCAUCGUGCUCCACGGCAUGCUGGUGGAAUCGGACACGCUGCUGCAGGAGAGCGCUGUGCAGGGAACAGAACCCACUCUGGGCUUCAACAUCGCUCCCUUCAUCAACCAAUUCACUGUGCCUGUUCACGUGUUUCUGGACUUAUCCACGCUGGAGUGCACACACCUCAGCGAGCCGGCCGAGAUGUUCGUCCUUGACCUUAUGAACACCAACAACAACUACACCAGCAGAGACGUCCGGGUUCGAGUGAACGCCUCAGGCAGGGUGACAGCCAUCCCCUUCUGGUACCACAUCUACCUCGACCCAGACGUGUGUGUGAGCACGUUUCGGCCGGAUUCGCACUGGAAGCAGGUGGCCGUGGUCCUGCAGCGCCCUCUGGUGGUGAACGCGGGUGACUGGGUCAAGCUGCGCGUCCAGUUCCAUAAGAGCAGCAUCUCUAUAACAGCAGUCAGAGAGGAGGAAGAGACUGCAGCACAUUAAGGGAAAUGUUGUGGAAUUCUUUAUACAGGAAAGAGAGGCGGUAUAUCAUGGUGGAUAUUUACAUGGAAAGGAUCUGUAAAGGAAUCUCUUAAAGGGCCGGUGUGUCAUUUUUACAGCCCUCAAUCACCCAAGUGAGGUGAACUGCAGUGCAAACUUUCCCUUUAUUCAGAAUUCGAACACUCCGUCUAAUGAAUGUGCGUCCUGGGAGGGCUGGAUUUUAAGGGGAAAAGGGGCAGGGCUAAAUUCAGGUUUAGGAAAACCUGAAACAGAAGAGAAAUGAAGAAGCAUGCUGCAUUUGUUGCAUGCCAGGAAAUUACAAUUAUAUAACUAAUACAGUCUUUAAAUGAAAAUCCAGACUGCUUCUUUAAAGUACAUGCAGUCUAUAGUUGUUUUUUAAGACUAGAAGACUGAAUCAUCAUGUGCUUCGAUUUGAAUGUUUAAAAACUUUUAUGUACGGUGGCCUGUAAGGAAAUCAAUGUAGCCCUGAACUCAAAAACAGAAAGGGGCGGUCCUUAUUAAAUAUCUGAUUUCUGAUUGGUUACAGCAUGUGUCUGUCUCGGAGCUUAAAUCUAUUCACGCUUAAUGUCAUGUUUAUUUUUUUAUGUUUAUUGAUAUACUCAAAGAACCACCCCCUUCCUUUGAGUGUUGAUGUGUUUUUGCACUUAG
Messenger RNA from Hemibagrus wyckioides, 3563 nucleotides. RefSeq names its product protein arginine methyltransferase 9 (gene prmt9). Bases 375 to 2897 code for a protein of 840 amino acids. Gene Ontology annotation, biological process: peptidyl-arginine methylation. The transcript is spliced from 12 exons. NCBI's taxonomy places the organism in Eukaryota, Metazoa, Chordata, Actinopteri, Siluriformes, Bagridae. Gene Ontology annotation, molecular function: protein-arginine omega-N monomethyltransferase activity; protein binding. The record is from RefSeq and is a predicted model, not a curated record.